AUGCCCCCCGGUGAACUCCCGGCCAGCUUGGUCGCAGGCAAACCCACACCGACUUUAAAUACCUCGGGCUACGGGGGCAGCUACUCGAAAAACACACCUACCUCACCUGAAGACAGUUUAAUUCCAUUUGACUCACCCACCACGCGCACGGCAGGAAACCAUAGCCCGCUCAGUCAGGAUGAUCGCCCCGGUCGUGGAUUAGAACCUGAACAUUCAGGCUAUCGGGAUCGAUCCAAUGCGAGAGAUCGAUCGCGUACCAAUGGACGAUCACACAACAAGUCACCUGGCUCCUCACGCAUCUGCCAAAAGUGCAAUGAGCCACUGACUGGUCAAUUUGUUCGAGCGCUGGGUGGUACAUUCCAUCUUGAGUGUUUCAAGUGCGAGGAUUGUGGUGAGAUUGUUGCUUCCAAAUUCUUCCCAGUCGAUUCGGAGGACCAUAGCGUCCAGUUUCCCUUGUGCGAGACCGACUACUUUCGACGAUUGAACCUGUUGUGCCAUGAUUGUGGUGGUGCCUUGCGCGGUUCCUAUAUCACCGCAUUAGAUCGCAAGUACCAUAUUGAACAUUUUACCUGCUCAGUAUGUCCCACCGUGUUUGGAGCCCAGGAUUCGUACUAUGAGCACGAGGGCAAGGUUUAUUGUCACUUCCAUUAUUCGACGCAUUUCGCACAGCGGUGUCAUGGCUGCCACACUGCGAUUCUCAAGCAAUUUGUCGAGAUCUUCCGCAACGGUCAAAAUCAACAUUGGCACCCGGAGUGCUACAUGAUUCACAAGUUCUGGAACGUGCGGCUGUCUCCUGCUGGUCAAGCGUGGGAGACACCACCGCUUGAUGAAGAUGCCACUCCCGAGGAACGAGAGCGCAUUCGCCGGGAAGAGGAUACGAUGGAAGAGAAGGUUUACAACAUUUGGAGCACACUUUCGACCUUCGAAGAAUCAUCAGCCGCUUGCAUAUCCGACAUGCUGUUACACGUCAGUAAUGGCGUCUAUAUUGAUGGAGUUCUCGUGGCCAAAAGGUUCAUCGCUCAUGUGGAGAUUCUCUUCACUGCUGUAGAUGAACUGGCUACCUUUAUCAAGUCUCAAGGAGCGAAAGAACUGUCAUAUGGUCGGGAAGCAAAAUUGCUUUGCAAAAAGAUCGUGGCUUUCUUUGCUCUGUUGUCGAAAACCCAGGAGACUGGAGUUCGGAAACUUGGCGUAACACAAGAGCUUCUGUCACUGGUGACGGGUCUUGCCCACUAUCUCAAGCUACUUAUUCGCAUCGGCCUCCAGGGUGCUUUGAAGCUCGAACGGGAGAAAUCAGCACCUGAUGGUCUGCAUGAGUUCCUGGGCCAUCUUGCAAACACAGAAUCUCUCGCCCAGCCAGAGGAUGACGGUAGACCAAUUGACCUCAAUGCUGGGGUGGAAGGUCUGGCAGACCAACUUUCAGACUGUUGCAUUCAAUGUAAGGAACCCAUCGAUGAUGAGUGUCUUCUUUUGGAAGACAAGCGUUGGCAUCUUAAGCCUCCCCAUCUAUCAUGCUCCUCUUGUGAGAAAGAUUUGAGUGCUGAGCUGCCUGACGCCCUCUGGAGUGAGACUGAGAAAUGCAUCUAUUGCUCGGCAUGUGCUGAUCAGCAUAAUGUGGCAUCUACCGCCCAAACCGGGUUCAUCCAAGUGACAAAGUUGCAGCAGUUUGUGUUCCUACUGAGAGUUGCCCUGGCCAGAUUGCUUGCUGUGCUUCGCGCGGGUGGCACAUUACCUCACACCUCGGAUGAUCCCAAUCUUAACGAGUAUCAAAACAAGGAAGGCCACCGAGCACAGCCUGGCGAGCCUCGCCGAGCCAACACACGUUCAAUGUCGUAUAGCGCUGGUGGUCGUGAGGGAAUGGCAGAAUCGUCACUCGAGCAGACUGUCGGUGAGAUGCGCAGACUACGCUCGAUCCGCAACGAACGCACCUUAUCCACGACGUACAAGAAAGCUCGGGCAUCCCGAAUUAUUGACGGUCCCGAGGGCAGAAGUGCACGACCAGGAUCAUCUGGCAAUGACGGUAGCGAUCCUAGAGGUCCCGGAUUCCAGAUCGUCGAGGAGAGAGAUGCCAAUGGCGAUACUGUCAAGGAUUUGACAUUUGGCGCCCAAGAUGCACUUACGUUGGACGACAUCCCGCGGAUUGUGGCCGCCGAGCAGGCCAAGGAACAGCGGCCCAAUGCAUACAGACACGCCGGAUCAAAACUUGUGGCGCCCCAGGAGCCGAUGCCUGUCUACAAGGCCGGUCAUCAACGAGAGAUGUCGACAGGCAGAUUGGAUAUGAUGUUGGAACCUGCAACGCGCACCAAGCGAUACUUCUCCGAGCUCACAGCUUUGGAAUAUUUCAUCGUGCGCCACGUUGCUGUGCUGUCAAUGGAGCCACUGCUAGAAGGCCAAUUCAACAUGGAAGAGUUACUCUCUCUCAUCGAGUCUCGUAAGCCAACUGUCUGGAACAUCUUUGGCCGUGCCUUCAAGGAUAACAAGAAGGCGGGCAAGAGGAAGGGUAUCUUCGGUGUAUCCCUGGACUACCUGGUUGAGAAGGAAGGGGGAACCGAAUCUAGCCAUGGUGUUGGACCGGGGGCUUUGCGCAUUCCCGCGGUUGUGGACGAUGCCGUCUCUGCCAUGCGACAAAUGGACAUGUCCGUUGAGGGUGUCUUCCGAAAGAACGGUAACAUUCGACGACUGAAGGAUCUUGCAGAGCUUAUCGACAAGAAGUAUGAAUCUGUCGAUAUGACCAAAGAGAAUCCUGUGCAGAUCGCAGCUCUGUUGAAAAAAUUCCUUCGUGAGAUGCCGGAUCCAUUGUUGACCUUCAAAUUACACCGUCUUUGGGUGGCCGCACAAAAAUUGCCUGAUCCGGAGAAGCAAAAGCGACUCCUGCACCUUACGUGCUGUCUUCUCCCCAAGGCUCACCGUGAUACAAUGGAAGUAUUAUUCUCCUUCCUCAACUGGACAUCAUCCUUCUCGCAUGUGGAUGAGGAUUCGGGAAGCAAGAUGGAUAUCCACAACCUUGCAACAGUCAUUACCCCCAACAUUCUCUAUCCCAAUGCCAAGACCAGCACCGUGGAUGAGAGCUUUUUGGCUAUCGAGGCAGUUAAUGCUUUAAUUACGUAUAACGACAAUAUGUGCGAGAUUCCCGAGGACCUGCAAUCCAUCCUCAGCGAUCCUACGCUGUUCAGAGAGAACGCCGAAGUCACCACAAAGGAGAUUCUUAAACGCUAUGGUGAUAUUGCCCGUGGAAGCUUCUCAACACGACCCGACAAUGGUGGCGAGACUUUCACGAUCACCAAUUCCAACCGACACAACACUCCAACCUCGGCUCGUAUCGAAUCCGAUCCUUCUCAAGACGCAGCCUGGCAAAUGCAAAGCUCCGUUCGCCAUGUGCCUGGGCCGAGCGGCCACUCUCAUUCAACGAGUGCUGCCCCCCAAGCCGGGCUGGAUUUUGUACCACCAGAGCCUAGCUACCGUCGUGACCGCAGUACCAGCAAUGGCAGUCAACAAAAUGCCGAUGGCCAGUCACAGAAUGUUCCCUAUCGACCUCGUCCUAGUCCAGGUGCUAUGGGCGUCACAGGGUAG
Messenger RNA from Penicillium pulvis, 3567 nucleotides. RefSeq names its product GTPase-activating protein LRG1. Gene Ontology annotation, biological process: signal transduction; actin cytoskeleton organization. The transcript has 4 exons. Bases 1 to 3567 code for a protein of 1188 amino acids. Gene Ontology annotation, cellular component: cytoplasm. Lineage: Eukaryota; Fungi; Ascomycota; Eurotiomycetes; Eurotiales; Aspergillaceae. The record is from RefSeq and is a predicted model, not a curated record.